Messenger RNA from Phytophthora nicotianae INRA-310, 372 nucleotides. RefSeq lists its product as hypothetical. NCBI's taxonomy places the organism in Eukaryota, Oomycota, Peronosporomycetes, Peronosporales, Peronosporaceae. Bases 1 to 372 code for a protein of 123 amino acids. The record is from RefSeq and is a predicted model, not a curated record. The transcript has a single exon.
AUGGCGGGUUCGGUAGCGCCGGCUAAGGAUAGUGAGACGACGAUUGGUACAGGUGGUGCGACGGACAGCAGUGUGGUCGAGGCGACGGCGGCCAGAUCGAUGGCAACAAGUGAGUCGAAGAUCUCGAGGGCUGAGGCAGCACAGUCGACGACGAGUACAGGGGUGUGCGCGACUAAAGAAGGUGGAGGUAACGAGACCAAACAAACCACGAAGGCGGCGACAGAAGAAUCGAGAGCGCGGCCCUUCACGAGAGCGGCGAAACGGCGUGCUGAAGAGGAACAGCUACGGACGACAGCGGUCGCACGAGGCGCUGAGACGCAGUACGAGACGGGAGUGACGCCAGAUGCAUCACGACAGGACGACGAUGGCUAA